Molecule: messenger RNA, 2375 nt
Organism: Dimorphilus gyrociliatus
Lineage: Eukaryota; Metazoa; Annelida; Polychaeta; Dinophilidae
Source: the annotation of a GenBank genome assembly
CUUGACAACUCAUACAAUAAACACUAAACUUAUUUUAUUUUAUCCAAAAAUUAUUAUACAGCAAGUGAUUUAAAAACUACCUUUUUGAUGUCUGUGAAAUUUUGUGAGUACGUAUAUAGAGCUUUUAGCACAUCUUCUACAGGAAAUUAAGUUACCAAAAAAUAAAAGAGUAAUCUAAUACUUCUAUCAAAAUGUAAAGAAGUGCUUUCCGUGUAGCUUAAGACAAUAACUACUGCUUUUUAAGCAAAUAUUUCAAUUUAUUAUAAAUUGCUUUUGCUCUUUAGGUAGUUUAGAAAGAUGUUGCCGACAAAAGGAGCGAAACAUAUUAUAUCAAUUCUUCCCCGUCGAAGCGUAUUUAACGAACGAGUGAAAUUAACGACAGGCCCGGAAGAAUGCACGACAAAUGUGGACAAAGUACAAUCUUUUGUUGUUCAAAUGGAAUCUCCUACAGAAGAAAAUCAAAUAUCAGAAUCACCAAUAAGUGUCCAGCAAACGACCAUUGAAACGACAGCAGUUGAAGAAUCACCUCAACAAUUCAAUCGUCUUAUUCGAAUUGAAAAGUUUCCCAGGAAGCUAUUUGCAUUAGUUAAUUUGGGAGGCUGCUCAGGUAUUCAAUGGACUCAUGACGGGAAAAGUAUCGUUAUAGAUCCUUAUCUCUUUAAGAGCCAAUACUUGGAUACUACGAAAAAUGUUUUCAAAACAACAAAUAUUAAAUCUUUUAUCAGGCAAUUAAACCUCUAUGGUUUCAAAAAGCAAAAAUCUCAUCCAAGUAAAUAUAAAGCUCAUGUUCUAGAGUUUUUCAAUGAGUAUUUUGUAAAAGGAAGGCCAGAUCUUUUAUUAGCUGUUCAACGACGACGAAAUGUUAAAGUGAUAAAAAAUGAGCUCUGCUCCGAUUCUGCACCGUCUGGUUCUAACAACCAAAGAAAGCCAACUUAUAUCUUAAGUAAUGACAAGAAAAUAAAUAAUAAUAAUGACGAUACUUUCAAUGUGAAUGCUUUCUUUGAGGAUAUUAGUCAUCUUCCCGCCAAUCAAAAACAAUUGAAAUUAGCGAAGUUAGCACAAGAUCGAAUUAAAUUAAACAAAAAAGUCUCAUCAAAAACUAAUAAUUUGACCUUAUUACCGGCAAAAAGAAGAUAUUCUUUAAAAUCUCGACAUAAGCCAUUAACCCCUGUGAAGAGUAACCUGGCAAAUUCUCGAAAGUUUUCUUCUGAAGCCGAUAAUAAAAUUCGCCGAUCUAAAAUUAGUUCAUUUAAACAACGCUUAGAUAGUUUGUUAAAACAGAAAAAAGAGCAAAAGUUACCAUCGACUAGACAUAAACAUGCAAGAAAUAUUCUUGAAAAGAAAACUAUCGAAGAAAGCUCUGUGACUGAUGAUCAAUCAGAACUAGUGGAAGAAAAUAGGGACGAGCCUCCUGAGAAUAGAAUUACUUAUACGUUAGAGAAAUUUACAGCCUUGAAAUUAAAAGCUGCUUCAUAUCCUACAGAAGAUCGAUGGACUCAUGAGUCAGAACCAAAAUUACAAUGCUCUUUUUAUCUAAAUGCUGAAUUAGAAACUGAAACUGUAGAGUUAGAAAGUGGUACAAGACACGAUAUAUUAGUUACUUGCGCCAGAGAUAGAUUUCUGUCAUGUCUUUUGUACACGAAUGUUUCGGGAAAGCUUCCAUAUUUUACACCGGGACCAUUACUCAAAGUUGCGGGAUGCGGGAGCAUACCUUUACUCUUGACUUACAUUACUAACUGCAGCCUUUGUUGGGGUGUUGCAUGCUUGGACCGCAAACAAUCUUUAAUAUAUAUACUCUGUGCUAGUUCCUUCGAUACUGCUCUGCCCGAACUUCCCGAUGGACGUCAAAAAGAUAAUUUACCUGUUGUUAUUCAAGAUGCUGAUACUACAAGCGUUCUACUUUUGGCCCAUUUAUUACUGCCGAAACAUAAUUGAAAAUUUAAUUAAAAUAAUUGUGCUAUCAUAACUUAAUAAUAUUUCUAUUUGCUUAUUUUCAUUUUUCGCAAUUGUCUACAUUUAAAAGAGAAAUAUUGAGCAAUUUACUCGGAAAAAUGAAAAUAAUUCGUUAUAAAAGAUAUCGAAAAUUUACUAUAACAUGUAAAAUAUCUAAUACUUGUACAUAGAAUGAUAUAUAUUUUUCAAAAUUCAUCUUUGAAUUAUUAUUGUGAUUGCAUAAAGAGUAAUUUUCAGUUUUCGAUGCUUUGUUUACAUAUUUAGAGGUCACAUUCCGAGUUACAUUUUCAUAUAUAAUUGUUUCUAUAACUAUAUUUAACUGCAUGCUAAUUAACUGCUGAUCAUCUAAUGAAUGAAUAUAUUAUAUUAACACUACAGCCUAUUUGAAUUUCAAAUUGUUCGAAACCCCAGUCGAAACCCGC